Messenger RNA from Lucilia cuprina (Australian sheep blowfly), 1675 nucleotides. It is a transcript of the gene Hakai, whose product is annotated as E3 ubiquitin-protein ligase Hakai. Gene Ontology annotation, biological process: regulation of cell adhesion; protein ubiquitination. NCBI's taxonomy places the organism in Eukaryota, Metazoa, Arthropoda, Insecta, Diptera, Calliphoridae. Gene Ontology annotation, molecular function: ubiquitin protein ligase activity. The coding region runs from base 155 to 1483 and encodes 442 amino acids. The record is from RefSeq and is a predicted model, not a curated record. The transcript has 2 exons.
UGAAUAGCACUAUUUAAAGAAGUAGAAGAAGCUAUUUUUGUGGACGAAGCUAAAAUAUAGGCGAAUUAUUUUUUCAGCAGCUAUAAGGAAAUAUAAAAUAAGUAUUUAUCAAAGAAAAUAAUUAUCUAAUACUCCGGCUAAACAAAUUGCUGAAAUGGACGGUGAAGAUGGUGUUACUAAAAGGGGUCGAGGACGUGGCCGGGGUGCUAGAGCCCGUGGCCGAGGUCGGGGACGCGGUCGUGGUAGAGGCAAAAAAGCCGCAGUAGUUGUGUCUAGUGAUGAGGAGGUAUCACUGGAUCAGUCAUUUGAUGGUAGUUCAGGUGUUGUUGUGGAGGACGGUGAUGUGUCGGCGGGAAGUGGAGCCAAUGUUUUGCUAGAAACAAGUGAAGAUGCGGUUAUGAAUGACUUGACAAAAGGAAAUGAAACGGCCGAAGUUCCAGCUAGUGUAAGCAGUAUAGGCACUACAAAUACAGAAACAACUAAUAAUGCGGUUACUACUCCGCAGCCAGAACAGCCUGCACCCGCUUUGCCGGUUCAGCCGACGAACAAUAUUGUACCACAAACAAUUGAUAUGGAAGCGGACAUAUCUCAGCUAGAGGCGCCAACAUUUACAACUAUUUGUAGAGGUCCUCCGGAACCAAUGCUUCGGCUUAAAUGGAAUCACAAAGUCAAUUUGAUUGGCGAAAAGGUUUUAAAUCCCAUGAUUCAUAUUUGUGAUCAAUGUGAUAAACCGAUUUUACACUACGGUCGUAUGAUCCCUUGCAAACAUGUUUUCUGUUUGAAAUGUGCCCGCACAGAACCGGUGAAAGUCUGUCCUCGUUGCAAUGAUAAGGUAGUACGUGUAGAGCAAUCGGGUCUUGGUACGGUAUUUAUGUGUACACACAGUGGUAGUCGCUAUGGAAAUACUGGUUGCAGAAGAACUUACUUAUCACAAAGAGACUUACAAGCUCAUAUAAAUCAUCGACAUGUUACUCAGCCACCUCCACCCCCACCACCGGCACCUAUACCGCCACCGGCCGAAAUCAAACCCGAUUCAGGCAUGCAACGAAAAUUAUCCGAAUCGUCCGUUACAGUAGCACCUAUACAAGCUCCCUCCACCUUGUUAACUCAACGCACCCCUUUACGGUCGACUAGUAAUAUUGGCUCAAUAGCACCUCCUGGUUCAUCAGUACUGCAAACAUCCACCACCCAUUCCUCUUUAACACAGGCUAAUUUGGCAAGGAUCAAUAAUGCCAAUGCUCAAGAUUGUCAUCAGGGCAAGGUGGCUUUGCAUCAAUCGCUCAAAAAGACUCCCCUUAGCCAGGGCCACCAUCAGCCUUCAGAAUCUGUUGCGGAUGCCUCGUAUUACAGCAGCGUUUUAAAUUCGUUUGGCAGUGCUGGGGGUGGUAACUCUUCCGGCAACAAUCCUCCUUACGAAGGUGGUACAUCGAAUCAAGCAGGAGGUCAAAGUUCUUGGCAGCAACAACAACAAUACUACAGAUGAGAAUUGCGGAAUAAUUUAUGGAAAUGUUUUUUAACUCGCUAACAAAAUGAUCUUUAUGAAAGAAGUCGUUUUUACUUUUAAGACAUUUUUUAUCAACAAUAUAUUUUCCGUUUUAUAACAGUUUCAAAAAAGAAAGUAUAAUUAUAAACUCAUGAAUGAAAAAUGAAUUGAAUAAACUUUAUCAAAAAGUAA